Molecule: messenger RNA, 1437 nt
Organism: Lasiosphaeria miniovina
Lineage: Eukaryota; Fungi; Ascomycota; Sordariomycetes; Sordariales; Lasiosphaeriaceae
Exons: 2
Coding region: 1-1437 (478 amino acids)
Biological process (GO): regulation of transcription by RNA polymerase II
Molecular function (GO): zinc ion binding; DNA-binding transcription activator activity, RNA polymerase II-specific
Source: RefSeq, a predicted model, not a curated record
AUGGGCCUGCUUACGCCGAGCGACGGCCCCUCUCCUGUGUCGUUCGGCUCGCCAGAAGAUCCCACCCUCCAGUCCUUUGGUCUCUUUCGUGCCGAUGGCUUUGCUACAAUACCAAACGAUACUCUCGACCCGUGUAGGUUGAAGAGACCGCACUACAAGUCGAGGAGCGGCUGUCUCAACUGUCGAAAGCGCCCCUUCCUGCAGUGCGAUGAAAAGGCGCCACGUUGUUCGCAUUGCCAGCGCCGGAAUGAGCCCUGCCAGGUCCGUCGGUGCUCAAAGGCUCCCCAGCCAGAGCCUCCACGGCGGGAGGUCGCCAUUGUCUCUCGGCCGAGCUCAGGUUCUUGCCAAGUCCCAAGGUCGCCUUCAGCGGCAGCCGCAGGCCCAACCCCGAACGCAACGGUCAACUUGCGGCACAUGAAGCUGUACCACCACUUCACCACCCACACCGUCCACACACUACAUUUCGGGCUGUCGGUCUGGGAAACAGCCAUCAAGGUUUCGGUCGAGUGUCCCUCGGUGAUGCAUGCUCUGCUGUGCGUCUCGUCGAGGCACCUUGCCUACCUCCACACGGACGAUACCUCCUACGAGAUGGCCGCCGCCACUCACCUGUCUGAAAGUCUCCGGCACUUUCACGAAGACUUCCCCCAGGGACUCGAGGUGUCCAACCUUGACGCCUUCGCAUCCACCGCCAUCCUGGUCGCGUACGAACUUUGGGCUUCCACCGAGUUUGCGCUCCUCGACGCGGGCGGAGGGGCCGCCGCGUACGACCCGUCCCAGGACCGCCUGUUUCGCCUCGGCGACUCUAUGGUGGUAGCGAUCAUGAAAUCUCUGCCCUGGAUAUUCGAGACGCCGUCGAUGCUUACCGAAAUGGUGGCGCACAGUCCCCGGCAGAGCCUGCGCCGGCGGGCUCGGCUCAAGAGGGGUACGGUCGAGUUCUUUCAGAUAUUCUACUCGCACGCGAGACCCGUGUCGGUCGAACAGCUCUCCGUCCCCCCCAUGUUCAUGCGGUCGGAGCCCGGCGAGGACACCGACGCGCCCCUCGACGAUUGCCUGGGCAAUGAAGAUCUGGCCGGACCCGUGUUUCCACGGUCGGACAGGUACAGCCAAGUUAUCACGCGGCUCUGUUUGCUACUCUCUUUCCUCCCAGAAGCCGGCUGGGUUGGCACUGAUGAAGAGCUUGAGGAGGUGAUGUGGGACCUAAACAGAUAUAUCUUCACGUUCCCGGUAAUCGCGUUCGGAGCGUUUAUCGAUGGGGAAGGCGCCGUUUCUAACGAUCCCAAGCCGAUGCUGCUGCUCUAUCACUUCUAUCGCGCCACGCGCAUCUUGCUGAAGGGUAACAAGCAUUGGUGGGCGCAUCGUAGGUCGCGGCUGUUGGAGUCGACGUUGAAGCGGAGUCUGCUCAGCGAAUGUAUCAUUAACUGUGGCGAGGAGGCUUGA